Molecule: messenger RNA, 5505 nt
Organism: Choloepus didactylus (southern two-toed sloth)
Lineage: Eukaryota; Metazoa; Chordata; Mammalia; Pilosa; Megalonychidae
Gene: CYB5R5
Product: NADH-cytochrome b5 reductase-like
Exons: 7
Coding region: 191-1132 (313 amino acids)
Molecular function (GO): oxidoreductase activity
Source: RefSeq, a predicted model, not a curated record
GUCUCAUUUUCUUACAGGUAGAAUCCUCUGAGUGCUCCCAGCCUCUCCCGGGGAGGCGGAACCUGUAGGAUCCUCACGUGAGUCGAAACGCUGGAUUGUAGGCUUGCAAGGGAGCGGCACCUGGGCCUGUGGUCCCCAGAGCCAGGUCUGUUGUGGGAAGAGCUCCCAGGCCCCACCUUCACCGCUGAGGAUGGGCGAGAGGGAGGAGGACGACGAUGAGGAAGCCUGGCUGCAGCUGCGGCCUGUGGAGCCCUUGCCCUCCCAGUGCUGUGGCAGUGGCUGCUCGCCCUGCGUGUUCGACCGCUAUCACCGAGACCUGGCAAGGUGGGAGGCAGCCAGAGCCAGCAAGGACAGGAGCCUGCUGAGUGGGGAGGAGUCACAGAGCUGCUCUUCCAGGCUAAGCCCAGAGACCUUCCUGGCCUUUAGCAUCAGCGCUGUGGAUCGACUCACUAAGGACACACACCGUGUCCGGUUCUCACUGCCCGGAAACAGCCAGCUCGGCCUGCAGCCUGGCCAGCACCUCAUCCUACGGGGCACAGUUGAUGGCUUAGAAAUUCAGAGAGCCUAUACACCUAUCAGCCCUGCCAAUGCAGAAGGGUACUUUGAAGUUUUAAUUAAGAGCUACCAGACUGGGCUGAUGUCCCAGUUUGUCGAGUCCUGGAGAGCAGGAGACACAGCUUUCUGGCGAGGACCUUUUGGAGGCUUCAUUUAUAAACCAAACCAGUAUGGUGAGCUCCUCAUGCUGGCUGCAGGCACAGGCCUGGCCCCCAUGGUGCCCAUCCUGCAGAGCAUCACCGACAACGCAGAUGACGAGACCUUUGUUACCCUGGUUGGCUGCUUCAAGACCUUUGAGGGCAUCUACCUGAAAACCUUCCUCCAAGAGCAGGCCCGCUUCUGGAACGUCCGCACCUUCUUUGUCCUCAGCCAGGAGAACUCCCCAGAGCAGCUUCCCUGGAGUUACCGGGAGAAGACCCGCUUUGGCCGCCUGGCCCGGGCCGGGGUUGAAGAGCUGGUCAGCUCCUGUCGGAGAAAGCCGUUUGCAUUAGUCUGUGGCUCGGCCGAGUUUACCAAAGACAUGGCCAAGUGCUUGCUGUGUGCAGGCCUGGCAGAGGACUCCUACUUCCUCUUCUAGCCCUGGCCUGCCUGCCUUUCCAGGCAUGGCUUCCAGAGCCCACACCAGGGGCCUGCUCUUGGGACACGGGAGGGAGCAUGGGCUGGGAUGAGAAGACAGGGAGUCCAGGCUCUGCUGCUCAUUGACAGGCGACCUUGGGCACCUCCUUUUCUCCUCUACCCACAGAGGGUAACAAGACCCUCCUGGCAUCCUGCUGUGAGGAGAGUGGGGGACAAAGGGGUUGCAGUUGCUUUGAGGAAGAGAGUUAGCUAGCUUGUGAGUCAGGUAGGACUUAAUCAGAAGCAGCAAAGUCCAAGCUGAGCCCCAAGGAUGAAUAGGAGUUGGGUGGGAGAGGGAGUGGGAGGGAUUUCUGGGUCCCUGUAGCACUCUGCAGUGUUUCAGGCCUGCUUUCCCUGGAGACCUUGCCCCUGCUGGAGCAUCAGCUCUGGCUCAGAGUAGGUGCUCAGCAAGUGCUUAGGGAACGGCCAGAAAGCUCUUUGGAGGAGGAACUUGUCUCGUGUGCCUCCAGUACCGUGAGCCUGACACACCGAGUGGCCUUGGGUUCUGCAGCUUGACCACAUUCUCGGGGUGAAGUGGGGCCCCACUUACCUUUAUUUUCUAUUGGCCAGGGCUGAAGACCAGGCUCUCUGUCUUUCCCGCUGCAAACCACUUUGCUCAAGUCUCCCUUUCCUGGCUCAAGAGACCUUUCCCCAGCAGAAGAAGAGGCACGGGCGGAAAACGCCCCUCCCUCCUCUCGCAGGCAGCCAGCUCAGCCGGCACCUUCAGCUCCGGCACCCUGGCGACGGUUGCUAUGGAGAUCUAAAGAUAGAGUAGGAGUCAGGAGACCUGGGUCCUUCUCCCUGCUCUGCCCACUGAGCAGCUGCUGAUUCCGGUCCACCCACCCCUCCCCAGCUCAGCCACCCCCUCCAUCCUGCACAGGGCGUGCCCUCCCCAGGGAGCUGGCCGCUCCUGGGCAGCGCUGUGCAGUUAAUGAAUUCUGCUUUUUGCAGCCUGGGCUCCAGUGUGCCGCACCAGCUCAGGCUGGCUACAGGCAGUCCCAGAAUCAGAAAAUGUUAAGCCAUGGAAUCAUCGAAUCAGAGAACCAUGGAAUCCCAAAGUUAGAAUUCUGCAGUCAAAAUCCCAGUCUUCAUCUUAUCAAAGCUGAAAGAUCAGGACUCCAAAAAGCAUCCAGUCUAACAGAUUCGUAUAAAUGGGGAAACUGAGGCCCAGUGAGGCUAAAUGACUUGCCUAAGGUGAAGUAGUGGCAGAGCCAGCACUGGAAGCCAGGUCCCCUCAUUUCAACCCCAAGCUCAUUCCUCUGCACCAGUGCUUUUCAAACUGGUCUCCAUAGGACACUAGGGUUCCUCAGGUAGAUCUCCAACACACCCACCCCCCCAAACCAAAGCAGUUCUACUUUUAUUCCAUUUGUAUAUUGAGACUUAAAGUAAUUUUCACUUGAAAAAGAGAUUUCUUGCCCCCCCCCCCAAAGUUGGAAAAAUCUUUGUACUGUGCCAUGUUUAAUAAUCACAGUAAACAAGUGGGGGUUGGUGCAGAAGUUUUCAAGCUAUGUUUCACAGGAAGGAUUCCAUGGUCAAAUAGAUGUGAGAGAAUACUGCACGUGACCUUCAAGAAUCACAACGUACAUUAGCCUAUGAAGGCUCUAAUAAGACCGACAGUAAAGAAGGCCGUUUCAUUUUGUUUAACCCAGAGUUUCUCAAGUUAAUUUAAAAGAAGAUGCUUUCCUCCUCAAGAAUCUUCUGAGAUCAGCAUUCCAUGGGAUACGUUGGGAAACGCUAGUCUAUUUCAAAGCCUCUUGUUUUAGCACAGGGUAAUGAAUGGGAAAGGCCUUAGCAGGAACGGUGAACUAUCACUGCCGAGCCCUGUCACUUGGGCAAGACAUUUUCCCUCUCUCGGUGCCUCCAAAAUCUGGGUGUCUUCCACCCUCGCCUCUCCCUCAGUUAGCACGUCCUAUUGAUUCUACAUCUUCUCUCCUCAGAUCCUCCUAGAGAGCCUGUUAUCAGCCAGACUCUGUUUUAGGCACUGAGGAAACAACAGGGAACAAGGCAGAUGCAGUCCUUUCCCUCAGGUAGCUUACAACCUAGCAAGGAAGGCAGAAAUUAAUCUUGUAAUUCUGAAAGGGACGCAUGUUAUAAAAAGGGAAGUGUGGAGCGCUACGAGAGGGGAUGGCCAGGACUCUUAGCCUAGCCGAGGGGAGGGUCAGGGAAGUGCCACCGCCACUGAGGACUGAGGCUUCCAGGCAAUACUCAUAAUUAGGGAUCUUAGGGGUGGAGGGUUGGGGGAUGGCCGUGUAUGUCUUUCUAUGUCCUGGCCCUCUGGUGUUUAGAUCUUAGGGCCACCCAGUGGUAACCUGCAUCCCCUCUCAUGCUAGGUGUUGCUCUCCCCUUCCCUUUACUCCAUAUUGGGUCUGUAGAGUCUGGAUACUGGGGGGUUCUCUCAUCACCGGGCAUUGGUAAGGACCCAGCCAUGCCCCUGGUGCCAGGAUGCCAAAGGGACUCACGUCAUUGGAAACUGGAGAGCUCCUGGCUGGGUGUUGUGCCUCACAAGAUGAUAUGAGAACCCAAGAAGGAGAGAGAAGAGGACUGGCUGGGAUGUGUGAGGACAGACCUCUUUGUAUUGAGAGUGAUCUCGCCUGAUGAUGUCUCUGCUGUAUGUCGUGGGACACAUGCUGGGUGGGAUGGCCACUAUGGAUAUGCUGCGGUGGAGAAGGGAGACUUGGGCUCACCGGACAUUUGAGCUAGACAUGGCAUAGUGUUUUGCCUGCUCCAGGGAUGCCAGGGGCAUCCCGAGAUCAAUAAAGUGUCCAAGAUUCUGCAUGUCCUGAGCAUUCAGGAAGACAACAGCUAAAGGGACUAGGGGACAGAAGCUUAUAGCAAAAACAUCUGCUUUAGUUCACCCCUCAUCAUGUUUAGCCUGCACUAUUUCAGCAGUCCCCUAAUUGGCCUCCCAGCGGCCAGCAUCUCUCCUUCCGUACUGCAGCCCAACUGAUUUUUCUAACAUACACAUCUGAGUCUGUCACUUUCCUGCUUCAAGCCCUUCAGUAGCUCCCUGUUGCCCUCAAGGUAUGGUGUAAACCCCUUAGCCUGGCGUCUCAGCUCUGCUCUCCUCUCCAGACUUAUUUUAUGCUGCCUCCCCUCUCACCCCCAAUUCUUAGGUCCCAGACAUGUUCUCUUGCAUCAGUCCUUUCACAGUUGCUGCUCUCUGUGCCUGGGCCACCUAUCCCCAUGCUCCACUCACCUUUCUUUGCCUCCUCACUUUAGAGGACUCAGCUUGGGUGUCAGUUCCUUUAGGAAGCCUUGUCUGCCUCUUCCAUGCCAGGCUGGAUCAGGGGUCUCUAGUGAGCCUUCUGCUUCCGCACUCAUCAGAGAGUCGCAUUUGUGUGGGAGCACAUCAGGGGCCUGCCGUGGGGCCUAAUCGUAUCCGUAUGCGGGUGGGUGCUAGAGACAUCCCGAAUGUCGAAUGCCUGAAUAAUAAACCCCUUACAUUCUUGGAGUACCUUACAGGUUUUCGUAAUCUUCACCAAAAUACCUGCUAUUUUAUUACCCCAAUUUACUGAUGAAGAAACUAAGCUUUGAGACAUCAAGCAAUCCUCCAAGGUCAUAUAGGAAGAUAUGAAUUCCAACAUAUAAUUGUUUUGAAGGUUAUAUGUGACACAUGAGUGCACCAGGAGACGUGUAUGCGGAUUUUUAUUGCUGCACUGUUGGAAGUCACUAAGAAUAAAAACUACCUACAUGUCCAUCAAUAGGAGAAUGGAAAAAUAAACUGUUCUAUAUUCAUAAGUGGAAUACCAUACAGCAGUUAAAUUGAAUGCACUAGAUUAGAUCUACAUGUUGAUAGACUAAACCCUGAAAACAUAAUAACUGAAUGAAAAGCAAAUCAUUAAAGGAUGGGUACAGUAUAUUUCAAAAGUUUAAAACACACAGAAUAAUGCUAAAUGCUAGGGAAGGAAGGAGACAUACCAACUUCAGGAUGGUCAUGACAUCUGAGGAUAGAGGGGAGGGAAAAGGAUGGGGUGGAGAGGCCCAUACAGUUAGCCAUAUCCGUACUGUUUUGUUACAAAAAUAUCUGAAAUGAGAGUGGCAAGAGAAGAACAUCUGGUAAAUCUGGGUGUGGUAGGUUGAAUUGUGUACCCCAGAAAAAAACAUGUUCUUAAUCCAUCCCUGUGGGUGUGGAGCCAGUAUAAACAGGACUUUCUUGAAGAUGUUAUUAAGUUGUGGCCCAACUGAAUGAAGUUGGGCCUUAAUCCUAUUUCUAGAAGCUUUAUGAAGAGAAAGUCACAUGUAGGAGAAGCCCGAAGUCAGCGGAACCCAGAAGAGAAAGGAGAGGAUGUAGCCAUGUGACAGAAAAGCCAAGGACCAAGGAUCGCCAGCAGCCCG